Molecule: messenger RNA, 10731 nt
Organism: Petromyzon marinus (sea lamprey)
Lineage: Eukaryota; Metazoa; Chordata; Hyperoartia; Petromyzontiformes; Petromyzontidae
Source: RefSeq, a predicted model, not a curated record
ACCCGCGCGGAAGUGACGCAAGGGCCCCCCCUCCCGGCCCCCCCACCCCAAAAAAAAAAACCCCGCGCGGCGUCCAUCUCUGAAAACAGAGACGGGAGAGAGAGAGAGGGAGAGACAAAGACGGACGCGGCGGCGACGACGACUACAACAACCAAACGGAGACUGGGAGAGAAACAAAGAAGCCCGUGGCGGAGGGAGAGAGGAGACGAGGAGGAGGGAGGAGACGCGGGCGGGAAAGCCGGCGACGUUAUGUCGACCAAACGAAAGAGUAAGAAGCUCGACUCCCUGGUGCAGAAGCUGCAGGACUUCAUGACUCAGUCGGUCGGCGAGGAAGAGGCGGAGGCAGAAAUCAUGGGCUCCGACGGCAACGAGGAGGAGGCUAACGCGGACGCGAAGACGUCGUCUCUUGCGGACAAGAUGAGGAGAGACAAGGACACGAGUUCUCCCAGUCCACAGGCCGGUCCCUCGCGCUCACGAAGGAAGCCCGCGCACGUCGUCAAGGUCAUCGCUUCUGAUGACGACAACGACGAUCUGGCCGAAGAGGAAGACGCCAGGAACAAAGAGCAAGGCAACAACAACAACAACGAUGACAACGACGAUCUUGAGGACGGACAGGAGGUGGAUGACGACGGUGGUGGUGGUGGUGGUGGUGGCGACGACGACGAUGGUAGCGGUGGUGGCGGUGGAUCUAAGGGGCGAGUGGGCAUGGUGCGAGGAGGAGGAGGAGGAAGGAGGAGGGACAAGGAGAGACAAGCGACACAAGAGCAGGAGGCGGAAGAUUCUGCCGAUGCCGCCAUGGAUGUCUCGGAACUGCCCGAAGGCACGGUGGUGGUGGAGCCUGAGCCGGUCCAGGAUGAGAAGAGGGAUGCCUUCCGGGGUCCAGAAUUCCGAGGAGGAAGUGAAGGAGGAGGAGGAGGUGGUGGUGGAGGCGGAAGAGGAGGAGGAGGAGGGAGUGAAGGGAGGUCCGGAAAGUCACGACGAUUGGUGCACGGCGCAGAGGGGACCCUGCAGAGCAUCGUGUCGUGCACAGCUUGCGGGUCGCAGGUCAACCACUUCAUCAAGGACUCGCUGUUCCGCCACCCCGUGCUCAAAACGCUCAUCUGCAAGAGCUGCUACAAGUACUACACAAGCGAUGACAUCAACCAAGAUGAAGAGGGGAUGGAUGAGCAGUGCAGGUGGUGUGCCGAGGGUGGCAACCUGCUCUGCUGCGACUUCUGCCACAACGCCUUCUGCAAGAGCUGCGUGCUGCGCAACCUGGGCCGCAGGGCCCUGCGCGACGUCGUCGCCAGCGGCGACGCCAAGUGGGCCUGCUUCGUGUGCGACCCGGCCCCCCUCAUCGACGUCGUCGCCGCCUGCGACGCCGUCUUCGAGUCCCUCGACCUCCGCGGCAAGCGCUGGCACCACCAGAACCGGCAGCAGCAGCAGCAUCGGCGGCAGCAGCAGGAGCAGCAGCAGCAGCAGCAGCAGCAGGUCCGCCACCGGCGCAAUCGUCACGAGAAGCCGGGCAAGCGCGGCGAGCGCGGCGAGCGCGGCGGCGGCGGCGGCGGCGACGUGACGGUGAGGUGCGCCGAAACGGGCGCCGCGAUCACCGUACCGCGCCCGCCGAUCGGCGGCGGUCAGGACGUCCGGAGGCAGCUCAUGAUCCCCAAGGAGGUUUUCCGCAAGUCCCAGAAACUGAUCGAGGCGACGGUGAACUUGAGCCUGAAGUACAUCAAGUUCCUGGGCUCGGCGUCGCGCAGCGGCGACGACGAUGACGCCGGCGACGCCGGCGACGCCGGCCACCGGGGCUCGUCGCCGGAGAGGCUGGCGGUGCGCCUGCGGAAGGCCCGGGCCUUCCGCUCGGUGCUGUCGGAGCUCAGGAAGGCCCACGUGGCCCUCCACCGGAGCAUGGAGGAGGAGGUGGCCACGCAGGCGGCCUCGAUCAGGGAGUUGGAGGCCAAGGGGGGGCGGGCGAAGGCCGCGGCGGAGGUGAAGGCCGCGGCGGAGGCGAAGGAGGAGGUGGACGAGGAGGAGGAGGUGAAGGAGGGCGGAAGAGGAGGGAAGGGCGCUAAGGAAGGAAAUAGAGGAGGGCGGAAGGCACAGGCAGAGAGCCGCCCGUCGAAAGACAAAGUCAAGGGCAGGCAUCGAGCGGAGAGGGAGGGAGAGAAGGUCAACGAGGAGGUGGACGAUGAGGUGGAGGACGAGGAGGAGGACGCGGGGCGGUUGCCCAAAGGUGCGCCGGCAGAGCGACCCGGCGGGAAGGAGGAGCCGGCGAGGGGCCCGGCGUCCGAGCCUCGCCGGGCGGCGCCGGGCGGCCCCUCGCCGGCGCCGCGGCACCACCGCCGCAAGUCCCUGCGCACCGCCCGCUCGCAGGAGGAGCCCGGAGGGGACGCUGCGGCGGCGGCUGCGGCUGCGGCGGCUGCGGCGGCGUCGUCGUCGGAAGAAGGAGGAGGAGGAGGAGGAGGGAGCGGCGACGAAGAGGGCGACGGAGGCGGCCAUGGUGGCGAUCGGGCCGUCCGCAUUGGCGCCGUCAAAAAACCGAAGCCGUCGGCGGAAGAGCCGGCGCCGUCGGGCGUCGACGCGGCGAGCAAAGCGGAGGCCGGCGACGAGCCGAUCGCCGCCUUCACCGCGGACUUCGACUUUGACAUGGCGGAGCACGCCGUGGCGGACGACUCGUGGCUGCUCGCCGAGCUCAGCGACAUCUCCUCCUGCGUGCAGCCCGCCGCCGACGGCGACGCCGGCAAAGCCGCCGACGGCAAAGCCGCCGCCGAUGCUGGAGGCGCGGCCAAGGCCGGCGGCGACGAUCGGCAAAGCGACGCCGCGCGGCGGGAAGAGGAGGAGGUGGUGGAGGAGGAGGAGGAGGAGGACGUGGAGGGUGAUGAUGUGGAAGAGGAGGAGGAGGAGGAUGAGGAUGGCGGUACAAAGAGCAAGGAAAGAGCGACAACGAAGAAGAGGAAGAAGAAGGCCAACGGGAAGAACCGACCGCUGUCGGCGUCGCGUAAGGCCAAGGAUGGAGACGCAAAGAGCCACGGGAAGGAAGAGGAGGAGGAGGAAGAGGAGGAGGAAGAAGGGGAGGCCGAUGAGGAGGAGGCCGAUGAGGAGGAGGCUGUGACCCCCGCGAAAGAGAGGGCUGCCAGCAAGCCGUCCGCGCUGUCGGAGCCCAGCGUCAAGACGGGCCCCGUUGUGCGGCUGAGGCCUAUCAAGGCCUUGCCUGAGCAGCCCCUGGGCCCGACGGCGACGGAGGGGGGGGCGCGGUCACCGGCCACCGACGACGGCGGCGCCGACGACGAUUGUGAGAACGGGGAGAAGGAGGAGGAGGACGAGGAGGAGGAGGAGGAGGGUAGACACACUCGCGCCACGACCGAGCGACGGAAGAAGGAACGCGGUGGCGACGACGACGACGGCCGUGGCCGUGGCAAGAAGACGAGGAGGAGCAAGAAGACGCUGGAGAAGAAACAUAAAUACGAGGAAGAGGAGGAGGAGGAGAAGGAGAAGAAGAAGCAGAAACAGAAGAAGGGAGAGAAGAUGAGCGAGGGGGAGGAGGAGGAGAAGGAGAAGCAGAAACAGAAGAAGGGAGAGAAGAUGAAGGAGAAGAAGAAGCAGAAACAGAAGAAGGGAGAGAAGAUGAGCGAGGGGGAGGAGGAGGAGGAGGAGGAGAAGGAGAAGAAGAAGCAGAAACAGAAGAAGGGAGAGAAGAUGAGCGAGGAGGAGGAGGAGGAGGCUGGCGCCGGAGAGGCGUCGGCGGACAAAGUGGAGUCGGACCGCCACCGUCUGCAGCGGCCGCACGGGCAGAGAGAGAACGGAGAGCAAGGGGAGGUGGAGUUGGGGAAGGAGGAGGAGGAGGGAGAUGAGGGGAAGGAGGAGGAUGAGGGGAAGGAGGAGGAUGAGGGGAAGGAGGAGGAGGAUGAGGAGGAUGAGGAGAGCCGGAUGAGAUGCGGCGACGAGGACGCGAGGCCCAAGUCCAAACGAAGGAAGUCGCCUCGCCGGCCGGGCGGGGACGACAAAGCCGACGCGGCAGACAGCAAGCGGUCGCCUCGGCAGAAGACCACGCCGCUGCGGCGCCCCUCGGCCGGCGUCGCCAAGCGCCUCCUGGGGGCGGCCGAGGAGGAAGGCGCUUGGCGUCGCCCCGGCAGCAGCAGCAACAACAACAGCAGCGACGACGACGCCGCCGAGGGCGAGGGCGGCGGCGAGGACGCAGCGGGCAAGGCGGAGGCCGCGUCACCGCGACGCCCCACCAAGGGUGGGCGGGCCAAGCGGGGGAGCAAAUUGGCGGCGCGGGACGACGGCGACGACGGCGGCGACGACGGCGGCGACGACGACGGCGGCGACGACUCCGACGAGCCGCCGGGGACCGCGACGAAGGCCGAGGAUGAGGCGGACGAGGCCUCGGAUUCGGACGAGGUGCCGCUCAUCCUGAGGAUGUCCGCAAGGGACGCCGGCGCGGCCGGGCGGGCGUCGUCCGACGACGACGACGACGAGGGGGAGGAGGACGAUGAGAAGGACGGCAGUGGCGGCGACGACGGGGAUAAGCGAGGCGUCGCGAAGAAGGGGAAGCGGGCGGCCCUGGCAAGCAAGCGCAAAGCGGGGGGCGGCAAGGCUGCGGCGUCGAACGACGAGGCGGAGGGCGACGAGGGCGACGAGGGCGACGAGGCGGAGGGCGAGAAGACGACGAGCCGGCUGGGCAAGAAGCGCGGCAAGGCGGCGGCGGCGGCGGCGUCGGCGUCGCCGUCGCGCGCCACGACGAGGUCGGCCAGCGCCAAGCGGCGGCGCCGGCGAUCCGACUCCUCCAACUACGACCCGGAGCUGGAGCGGGAGAUCGGACGGCUGGGCAAGCUGCGGCCCGCCAAGCGUGCCAGGACGGCCAAGGGCGACGACGGCGGCGGCGACGACGACGACGACGACGACGACGAUGAGGUGGCGGCGGCGGCCGCGGCAAGAAAGAAGAGGCAGAAGAGCGCGGCGCUCAAGAGCAAGGAGGUGAAGAAGGAGCCGGGUGAUGAGGACGAGGACGACGACGAGGAGGAGGAGGACGAGGAGGGGAAGAAGUCUCGCCUACGACGGAGAGCCCGAAAGGAACGGGUGAAGAAGGAAGAGGUGGACAAGCUGUUGGUGCCGUCGGAGGACGAGGAGGAGGAGGGGGGCGGGGAGGAGGAGGAUGAGGAGGGUGGGGAUGAAUCGGACGCGUCGGCACAGAGGAUCAAGACGAUCGUGGACAGCGUGGCGGACGCCAAGGCCGGAGGGCAGUCCUUCUCUGACGACGACGACGGCGGCGAGGAGGUGAAGGACGGGCCGGACGCCGCGUCCGAGGAGAGCGACGACAGCCCAGAAAACAGAAUCGCCAAGUCUAUGCUGCUGCAAGAGAUCAUGGUGGGGAAGCUGUCGGGAGAGGACAGCUCAUCGGAGGAAGACGAUAAGGAAGAUGCGCAGGCGGCCGGGAAGAAGAGGAGCAAGGGAGAUGAAGGAGGCAGCGGUGACGGCGCGGAGGAGGAGGAGGAGGACGAGGCAGAGGCCGAUGACGACGGCGGCGGCGGCUCCGACUCGGACUUCGAGAUCCCCAACAAGUCGCGCUUCCGCCACCACCUCCUGCGCCACAAGCUGGUGGAGAGCGACUCGGACUCGGCACGCGCACGCAAGGGGACCAAGGAGGGGAAGGAGGAGGGCGACGAGGAGGAGGAGGAUGACGAGGAGCGGACGCCCAAGAAGCCUCGACGCAAACCCAACCGGGGCAUCAACACGGCCGACAGCGACGACGAUUCUGAGGACGACGAGGCGGAGGAGGAGGGGAGCUCUGGGUCUCUGCGCAAGUCCGAGCUGGACGGGACGACCUCCGACUCGCAGUCGGACAGCAAGAAGAAGAAGUCCUACAAGACCAGGUCGUCAAAGAAGCUGGGGGAGGAGGAGACGCAGCGGAGCUACAAGCAGAAGAAAAAGCGGCGACGCAUCAAGGUCCAGGAGUCUUCGUCCGACGAGAACUCGGACGAGAGCGAUCGCAAGCGCAAGAGGAGGAGGAAGAAGAAGAGGAAGGGCUCUGACGACGAGGGCAGCUCGGACGAGGAGGGCGGCUCGGACGACGACGACUCCAAGUCGCCCGGCAAGGGGCGCAAGAAGAUCCGCAAGAUCAUCAAGGACACGAAGCUGCGCGACGAGACGCAGCAGGCGCUCAAGGAAGAGGAGGAGAGGCGUCGGCGCGUCGCCGAGCGCGAGAAGGAGCGCGACAAGCUGCGCGAGGUGAUCGUGAUCGAGGAUGAGGCGAUCGCACCGUGCCCCAUCACCACGAAGCUCGUGCUGGAGGAGGACCCCGAGACCCACGAGCCCGUCGUGGAGGUGCUGCGCUCCCUCGUGUGCAAGCUCAAGCCUCAACCAGGUGGACGCGCUAAGUCUCAUCAGGUGGACGGGGUGCAGUUCAUGUGGGACUGCUGCAUUGAGACCGUGAAGAAGGCCAAGAAGGAGCCGGGGUCUGGGUGCAUCCUCGCUCACUGCAUGGGACUCGGAAAGACUCUGCAGGUGGUGACGCUGCUUCACACCGUGCUGACCAACAAGAAGCUCGACUUCGACACGGCCCUCGUCGUGUGUCCCCUCAACACCGUCCUCAACUGGCAGAACGAGUUCAACCUCUGGAUCGGAAACCUGGAAGAGGAUGAGCUGGAGGUAUGGGAGCUGACGACGGUGAAGCGGGUGCAGGACCGCGUGCGCCUGUUGCAGGAGUGGCACGAGACGGGCGGCAUCAUGAUCAUGGGCUAUGAGAUGUACCGCAACCUCACGCAGGGGCGCAACAUCAAGAGCAAGAAGCAGCGCGAGGCCUUCGAGCGAACACUCGUCAACCCCGGCCCGGACUUUGUGAUCUGUGACGAGGGCCACAUCCUGAAGAACGAGAACUCGGCCAUCUCCAAAGCCAUGAACGCCAUCGCGACGCGCAGACGCGUCGUGCUCACAGGGACCCCCCUGCAGAACAACCUCAUGGAGUAUCACUGCAUGGUGAACUUCAUCAAGGAGAAUCUGCUGGGCUCGUCCAAGGAGUUCCGGAACCGCUUCAUCAACCCCAUCCAGAACGGGCAGUGCUCUGACUCCACGCCGGCCGACGUGCGCCUCAUGAAGAAGAGGGCACACAUCCUCUACGAGCUGCUCGCCGGCUGCGUGCAGAGGAAGGACUACACGGCGCUCACCAAGUUCCUGCCCCCCAAGCACGAGUACGUGCUCUCCAUCCGCCUCACGCCGCUGCAGUGCAAGCUCUACCAGCACUACCUGGACAACUUCACAGGCGCGGCGAUGAUGGGCGAGCAGAGCCGUGGCCGCUGCGGCACGAAGCUGUUUGCCGACUACCAGAUGCUGUGCCGCAUCUGGACUCACCCCUGGUGCCUGCACCUCGACUACAUCAGCAAGGAGAACAAGGGCUUUUACGACGAAGACAGCAUGGACGACUUCAUCGCCACGUCCGACGAGGAAGAAGCCUCCAUGAGUGGCCUGGGGUCGGACUCGGAGCCCACGACGAGUCGCAGGAAGGGCAAGAAGGGCGCCGGCAAGGGGGGCGGCGGAGACGGCGGGAGGGGCGGCGGCCCCGGCGGCGCCGGCGGCGGCCCCAGCGGCAACGACAGGAGGGGCGGCGGUGGCCGCAGCUCCGACUCGGACACGGUGGAGGUGGUGAAGGUGUGGAACACGAGGUCGCGGCGGGGCGCGGGAAACACUCGGCCUGACGACGACGACGUGCCCCACGUCACGCCCAAGGUGGAGAAGGUCGAGGAGAAUGACGCCAAAGGCACGGCCGAGUGGUUCAAGGAGUUUGUGAAGGAGGAGGAGGCCGAGGUGAUUGCCCACUCGGGCAAGCUGACGCUGCUCUUCGAGACGCUCGCCAUGGCCGAGGAGUUGUGCGAGAAAGUUCUGGUGUUCAGCCAGUCUCUCAUCUCGCUCGAUCUCAUCGAGGACUUCCUCGAGAUGGCAAACAAGGCCAAGGCGGCCAAGAAGCAGAGUCCCUACAAAGGCAAGGGGAAGUGGUUCCGUAACGUGGACUACUACCGCAUGGACGGAUCCACGUCCGCGAGUCUCCGCAAGAAGUGGGCGGAGGACUUCAACGAUGAGAGCAACCCCCGGGGCCGCCUCUUCCUCAUCUCCACCAAGGCGGGCUCGCUGGGCAUCAACCUGGUGGCCGCCAACAGAGUCAUCGUAUUCGACGCCUCGUGGAACCCCUCCUACGACAUCCAGAGCAUCUUCCGCGUCUACCGCUUUGGGCAGACGCGGCCCGUGUUUGUCUACCGCUUCCUGGCGCAGGGCACCAUGGAGGAGAAGAUCUAUGACCGUCAGGUGACGAAGGAGUCGCUGUCGUUCCGCGUGGUGGACCAGCAGCAGGUGGAGCGUCACUUCACGAUGAACGAACUCUCGGAGCUCUACACCUUCGAGCCGGAGCGCCUCGACGAGCCCAACAAGAAGAAGAAGCGCCCCACGCCGCGGCUGCCCAAGGACAAGAUCCUGGCGGAGAUGCUGCAGAACAACCGGGACCAGAUUGUGGAGUACCAUGAGCACGACUCGCUGCUCGACCACAAGGAGGAGGAGGCGCUCACGGAGGAGGAGCGCAAAGCCGCCUGGACUGAGUACGAGGCCGAGAAGAAGGGUCUGAACCUGAACGCGAAGGUCAACUCGGCCCACUCCAUGACCAGCCUGGCCAUGUGGAGGAUGGACUACGCCCAGUCGCUGCUCACCGCCUCCCCACAGCAGCUACAGGAGAUGCUGAACACGAGCCGGGCGCAGGUCGCGGACGCCCACACACGCCUAGCGCAGAACAAACUCGACUCGGCCGAGGAGAUCCUGCGCAGGGUGAGGAACACGAACCCGACGCUGAACGAGAGCCAGGUGCUGGAGGUGUGCCAGCUGGUGCAGCGUAACCAGCAGGCCGACCGGCGGCGCUUCGAGGCCAACUACCAGGAGCUGCUGGCGCGCCACCAGAUGAUCUUUCAGGCCUACCAGAGCCUGGCCCAGCAGACCGCGCAGCUCCAGGCGCAAGCCAUGCUGCAGCAGCAGCAGCAGCAGCACCAGCAGCAGCUGCUCACCAUGCAGGCCGCCGCGGGCUACAGGCCGCACAUGGGCGGCCUUCACGGCCUCCUGCAGCAGCAGCAGCAGCAGCAGCAGCGUGGCGGUAUCGGUGUUGGCGGCGCUAUGCCCGGCUCGUCCUCCGGUGUCGUGCCCCAGACGGGGGACGGCUCUCAACAGGAGCCCAUUCUGCUGUGAUUGUGACGGAGCCACGGGCCUAAACGUUGAUUGGCCCGGGGUGAGGGCGGGCACGGAGUGGUUGGCGGUGGGGUUUGGGGGGGGGGGGUUGGUGGGGCCACUCUGUAGGCCUCUCUGUAGGCCAUCGCCGUGCCCUAUCGCCGGGUCACCGCCGUCUCCCCUCGUGCUCGCCGUGGUGGGUCGGAGCGAGAUGAUAAUCGUUUGGGGGGGGGGGGGGGGGGGUGGGUGGCCCUAAACGCCGGGAGCUUGGCAAGUGGCCCGACCGUUGUUGUUGGGUCGCUGUGGCCUGUUUGUGCGGUGGGGGGGGGGGGGGGCGACCGUGGCCUAAUUGGCGGCUCGCUGUAGGUCGGAGCGAGCUAACGUGGGUUCGCUGUGGCCUAACGUGGGCCUCAGUGGCCUAAUGUUGGCCACUGUGGCCUGACACACGGCCCAGUGCGACUUUAAGUGUCAACACCGCUGCCGGCUCCAUUGAGAGAUUCGGCUCCGUUUGAGCCACGGGCAAAGCGCAAAACGGGGCGGCGGGGUGGGGGGGCCUCGCUCCGGCCUGGCGACGUCAUACAGCCUCGGGGGGGGGCCCCCCCCCCCCCCGCCCCUCCAGGGUAGGCCAUGGACGGCCUAGACGCAAACCACCCACGGGCCCCCCCCCCCCCUUCCGCCACAUCCCCCCCCCCACUCCACCCCCGAUUUUUGCUACUGUAUCUGUCGGCGUUGGUGCAGCAUCGCCAUCCAGUUUGUGUUGGCCAUCACCAGGGCACUUUUGUUUUCCUUUCGGGAAUGUACUCCCCCUCCCUCCCUCCCCCGCCCCGCCCCCCAAUGUCGGAAGUCGUUGGUGAGGAGCUGCGGUCCAGGAGCAGCGAUGGUGUCGCCUUGGUGAUGUCGUCCGUGUGUUAUUUUUAUAAAGACCGAGACCCCAGCGGCCGUGUGCAACCGCACCGAUCGCGCUCUCUCCCGCUCGCCUGGUUGCCUAGCGACCUGCGCGGCCGGUUGCCUAGCGACCUGCGCGGCCGGUUGCCUAGCGACCUGCGCGGCCGGUUGCCUCGCGACCCGCGCGGCCGGUUGCCUAGCGACCCGCGCGGCCGGUUGCCUCGCGACCUGCGCGGCCGGUUGCCUAGCGACCUGCGCGGCCGGUUGCCUCGCAGCCUGCUCGGCCGGUUGCCUAGCGACCUGCGCGGCCGGUUGCCUAGCGACCUGCUCGGCCGGUUGCCUCGCGACCUGCUCGGCCGGUUGCCUAGAGGCCUGCGCGGCCGGUUGCCUAGCGACCAACCCUCGCGAACCGGUUGCCUUGGCAGCGGUGGACGGGGAGACCUCUUUCCGACCGAGCGUCGAUUCCGCCCGGCGUUUUGACGGCGACGGGCACGCGGGGUUUUCCCUCGACUGACGCCGAACUGCUCGCCGUUCCGCUUGACGUGACCACACCAUUGCCACCAUUUUUGUUUUAUUUUUAAUUUUAUUCCCCCCCGGUAAAUAUUCACCGCGUUCCCGCCGCGUCACGGCAAACCGGCGGCUGUGAGGUUGAGAUAAACGUGUCCAAACGAU